Molecule: messenger RNA, 455 nt
Organism: Grammomys surdaster
Lineage: Eukaryota; Metazoa; Chordata; Mammalia; Rodentia; Muridae
Gene: Slc51b
Product: solute carrier family 51 beta subunit
Exons: 4
Coding region: 52-438 (128 amino acids)
Biological process (GO): bile acid and bile salt transport
Cellular component (GO): plasma membrane
Molecular function (GO): protein heterodimerization activity; transmembrane transporter activity
Source: RefSeq, a predicted model, not a curated record
CCCAGGAAUCCCGGAUCCAGGGCCAGAAACAUCUCAACCAGUAGCAGGAACAUGGACCACAGUGCAGAGGGAGCUGCAGUCAGAGCCGAAGUGCCCCAGGAACUGCUGGAAGAAAUGCUUUGGUAUUUUCGUGCAGAAGAUGCGGCUCCUUGGAAUUAUUCCAUCCUGGUUCUGGCAGUCCUGGUGGUGGCCAUAAGCAUGUACCUCCUGAGAAGGAGCAUCCUGGCAAACAGAAAUCGAAAGAAGCAGCCACAAGACAAAGAAACUCCAGAAGACCUGCAUCUAGAUGAUUCCAAAAUGAAGGAGAACAGCAGCCUGGGUAUCCUAAAAGAGACACUUAUCUCAGAGAAGCCGGACUUGGCCCUGGGGGAAACUGAGCUGAAUGAGAAAGACACCUCACUAGUCUUUCUACCAGAAGCACAGGAAACGGAGAGCUAGGGAGCAUUGAGGGGACC